CGCAGGUCCCCGCCGCGUCGGGGAGGAUGUACCCGAGCCUGGCGCUGGCCCCGAGCCCCGGCCAGGCCGCCUACACCGACUCGGGCGCCUUCCUGCCCGCGCCGGCCGCCGGCUCCCCGGUGUUCGUGCCGCCCGCGCGCGUCCCCCCCAUGCUGCCCUACCUGCCGCCGUGCGAGCCGGGCCCGCAGGCCCCGGGGCGAGGUGCGCACCCCGGCUGGGCGCAGGCGGCCGACUCGGCCCCCUUCGGGCCCGGCAGCCCGCCCCCGCCGGCCGCCCCGCCGCCCGCAGCCACCGCCUUCCCCUUCCCGCACAGCCCCUCGGGGCCCGGCGGCGGCGCGGGGGCCCGGGACGGGGGCGCCUACCAGGGCGCGCUGCUGGCCCGCGAGCAGUACCCGGCCCCGCUCGGGCGGCCCGUGGGCGCGUCCUACCCCGCCGCCUACCCGGCCUACGUGAGCCCCGAGGGGGCCCCGGCCUGGACCUCGGGACCCUUCGAAGGCAGCGUCCUGCACGGCCUGCAGAGCCGCCCGGCGGGCCUCCCCGGCCGCCGAGCCACCUUCGUGUCGGACUUUCUGGAAGAGCUCCCCGGCGAGGGUCGCGAGUGUGUCAACUGCGGGGCGCUGUCCACACCGCUGUGGCGUCGCGACGGCACCGGCCACUACCUGUGCAACGCCUGCGGCCUCUACCACAAGAUGAACGGCGUCAACCGGCCGCUCGUGCGCCCGCAGAAGCGCCUGUCCUCGUCCCGCCGAGCCGGCCUCUGUUGCACCAACUGCCACACGACCACCACCACGCUGUGGCGGCGCAACGCGGACGGGGAGCCGGUGUGCAAUGCCUGUGGCCUCUACAUGAAGCUGCACGGGGUGCCGCGGCCCCUGGCGAUGAAGAAGGAAAGUAUCCAGACGCGGAAACGGAAACCCAAGAGCGUUGUGAAGACCAAGAGCAACUCAGGAGGCCUGGGGAACGGCACAGCCUCGCCGCCCUCUGUCCCGGACCCUGAGAGCCCAGCGGCUACCUUGAAACCCAAACCCAGCCUGGCAUCCCCUUCGUGCCCCGGGUCCAGCAUCACCUCCCAGGCCCCUGGUCCCGUGGACGACCCCCUGGCCCCCAGCCACUUGGAGUUCAAGUUCGAGCCCGAGGACUUUGCUUUCCCCUCCGCAGCCCUGGGGCCCCAGGCUGGCCUGGGUGGGACCCUGCGCCAGGAAGCCUGGUGUGCGCUGGCCUUGGCCUAGGUCCUCGGGCACCUGCGGCCCCUUGGGCUGCCUGUGCAGCCCCCGCGCAGCAGAGAGAGGCCACCAGGCCUGCAGAGACGGGCCAGCGGGACCGGGGGCACCGGGUCCCUGUGUACAGACAGCCGUCAGGCCCCAGAGCGGGAGGAAGGCUGAGGGGAAGCGCCUGGGCCCCCACCGUGGACAGCAGGGGACGCCCCAGCGGCGCUGCCAGGCUCUGACCGGGCCACUCCGGCCAGGGCUGACCCGGGGCCCCCGCCGCCACCUCGAGCUCUCUGGUCAACAUUUGCCAUCACCGUGUCUACAAGUUGCUGCAGUUGGAACAGCCCCAGCCCCCCGGAGCACGACCUGGGAUGGCCGAGGCCAGGCAGGCAGCGUGAAUGAGGGGACCUCCUCAAGCCUCACUCAGGAUCCGUCCCUCUCUCACGUUCGAUGGAUGCAGCCACGCGCCGAGAAUGCCCCCGCCCGUGCGUGAAGGACUGCUUGGGACAGAUGUGCAGGUCGUGCGCCGUAGCAGGACUCCACCCCAGGGACAAGCCGUUCACACCGUAGUCAUCCUCUACCUGCAUGUUUAUUUGGGUGGUUUUCCCGGAGGGGGCACUAGGGGGGCCUCAUGCUGACCGAAGCUGCAUAUUGUGACCGUUUCUGACAGGCAGGGUAAAGGACCUGGGGCCCCGUGCUGACCCCACAGGCACUGUCGGGGCCGGCAGUGGGGUGACCCCACGUCCUGGCUCACCUGGGAUCACCCCAGCUUAGUUCGUUGUCCCAGCGGAAUUGUUACUAACCCCCGUCUACCUGCGGAAGCCCCCCCACCCCCGGUUGGUGCUCUGGAGGGUGACAGCUCCGCCCCGGGGAGCCCGAUGACCUGGCCGGGAGUAGCUGGGCAGUGGGAGGGGACUCGGCCGCGUCCUGGCUUCUGAUGUAAAGCCCGGGAGCCGCAGCUGGGACGGCUGUGCCCCUGCCCUGCGUGGGGCCCCCCCUGCCUGGAGCGCGUUCCCCGGACGAGUCCGUCCGCCCUGAGGUGGCACCUCCCGUUCAAGCAGCACAAUUUCCGAGUGAUCUUGUCUUGUUUUUUUCAAAGACAAACGAUGCCUUAAGAAAACAAAUGUAAAAUAAAGACUUUGACCUUGCA
Messenger RNA from Canis lupus familiaris (dog), 2358 nucleotides. It is a transcript of the gene GATA5, whose product is annotated as GATA binding protein 5. Gene Ontology annotation, biological process: negative regulation of transcription by RNA polymerase II; positive regulation of transcription by RNA polymerase II; cardiac muscle tissue development. Gene Ontology annotation, molecular function: DNA-binding transcription factor activity, RNA polymerase II-specific; RNA polymerase II cis-regulatory region sequence-specific DNA binding; zinc ion binding. Gene Ontology annotation, cellular component: nucleus. The transcript has 6 exons. The coding region runs from base 27 to 1229 and encodes 400 amino acids. NCBI's taxonomy places the organism in Eukaryota, Metazoa, Chordata, Mammalia, Carnivora, Canidae. The record is from RefSeq and is a predicted model, not a curated record.